CCAGGUGCACAUGGCAAACAUUUAGAAAAAAAAACAAAAUCGAAUCUUUGAAAUGGUCGAUUUUUAGGCUAAACUCCAAAGGAGUUUCUCUUUGCUGGAAUUGAACUGAUAAUGUUAAAUCUAUUACACUGUUUCUUUGAUUAAAUGAAAAGUUUAACAAAAUGGACAGAGACAAAAUGAAAAUUACAAGAAAUCUAUUUGAAAGUGUUGGUUAUGAAAUUGCAUUGAAGGGAAAGGAGGAGUGUCUGCGUUUUAAGGGACACUCUUUGAAAAAAAUGGCUUCAAAUGCACCCUGUGCCAGAACGGGAUUACCGAGGACCCGGAACAUGUCCCAUUUUGUUGCCCAAGAUUUCUACGGAGAGACACAAACUGAAGGACAUUCUGGGAUGGACACCCACAGUCGAAAAGCUCAGGAUCUGAUCUGCAAUCCGCCGACUAGAACGUUUAAGAAAUUAAGAUGGGGCAUAAUAGGCCCCCACUUAGUCCCGCAGGUUUCCAAUGGCAUCUUCUAAUAUAUAU
This is a messenger RNA of Drosophila willistoni, 519 nucleotides long. RefSeq lists its product as uncharacterized. Bases 162 to 512 code for a protein of 116 amino acids. The transcript is spliced from 2 exons. The record is from RefSeq and is a predicted model, not a curated record. Lineage: Eukaryota; Metazoa; Arthropoda; Insecta; Diptera; Drosophilidae.